Messenger RNA from Lodderomyces jiufengensis, 846 nucleotides. Its product is annotated as SDR family oxidoreductase. The transcript has a single exon. The record is from RefSeq and is a predicted model, not a curated record. NCBI's taxonomy places the organism in Eukaryota, Fungi, Ascomycota, Pichiomycetes, Serinales, Debaryomycetaceae. Gene Ontology annotation, molecular function: oxidoreductase activity, acting on NAD(P)H, oxygen as acceptor. Gene Ontology annotation, cellular component: intracellular anatomical structure. The coding region runs from base 1 to 846 and encodes 281 amino acids.
AUGAGUUCAGACGAAAUCAAAUCAUAUUGUAAUCCAGAAUUAGGUCCAUUACCAACUAAAUAUACUCCACCAAAUAAAGGUAUUCUUGAUUUAUUUUCAUUAAAAGGUAAAGUAGCAUCAAUCUCGGGAGGUUCAGCUGGCUUGGGUUUUGCAAUUGCCGAGGGUUAUUGUCAAGCGGGAUCUGAUGUAGCUAUAUGGUAUAACUCGACGCCUGCAGAUGACAAAGCCAAGUAUUUAGAAGAAAAAUAUGGAGUUAAAGCAAAAGCUUAUAAGGCAGAUAUAACUAAUGCAGAUGAUGUUAAAGAAGUAAUUAAUGAAAUUAAAAAAGAUUUUGGUAAAAUUGAUAUUUUUGUUGCUAAUGCCGGAAUAAUUUGGGAAAGUGGUCCAUUAAUUGAUGAAUUAGAUUUAAGUAAAUGGCAAAAACUUAUAGAUGUAAAUGUUAAUGCUGUAUUUUAUUGUGCACAUGCAAUUGGACAAAUUUUUAAACAACAAGGAUUUGGUAAUUUAAUUAUAACUUCAUCAAUGUCAGGUAGUAUAGUUAAUAUUCCGCAACCAUUAGCUGCAUAUAAUACUUCAAAAGCUGCAGUUAAGCAUUUAGCAAAAUCAUUAGCUGUUGAAUGGGCUCCUUUCGCAAGGGUUAAUUCAGUUUCUCCUGGCUAUAUAAGUACAAAAAUGGUGGAGUAUGCUGAUAAAGACUUAGUUGGAAAAUGGUGCCAACUAACACCACUAGGUAGAUUAGCGAAUGUUUCUGAAAUUGUGGGAGUGUAUGUAUAUCUCGCGUCAGAUGCAGCUUCUUAUACUACAGCAGCUGAUAUUGCAGUGGACGGUGGAUAUACGGCUGUUUAA